AGUCUGUGCUCUGGCUGCUGCGCUGCAGAGAGAGGCGUGGGCUCGUCAGGCGUGGCGGCCACCGAUAUACGCAGCUUCUCUCCGCGCGCCUCGUCUCGACGUCUGCACCUGGACCGCGAGGCCGAGCGAGCGAGAGAGAGAGAGAGAGAGAGAGCGCAACACACCUCGUUCGAUUUUGACAUGGACCGACUGGUGCGACGGCGAGUCUAGUGCGUGCGUGCCGAGAGAAGUGCGGUCGCGCGAGAGGAUGUGAGCGAGCGAGGGAAGAAGCGGCGGCCGCCAAUCGAUUCGCGAGCAGCAGUAGUUAAUUGUUCCGCGCGGCGUUUAACAACCACAACAACAACGCGGCUGGGAGAGAUGAUCGCCGAGGAGGACACGCCGCUGCUUGCGACGACGACGAAGCGCCGCCACCUUCUGCUUAUCGAUUGCCUCCCGGCUGCCGCCACCGCUUGUUUAUAGAACUCUCGGGAGGAUAUACUUCUCUGUGUGUGUGGCUGCGCGUGCGGCCCUGCCACUGAGCACUUCCUUAUUUUUUCCUCAUCCGCAGCUCGCUGUGUGUGUGUGUGUGUACACAUACGCGCGAGCUGCGCCUAUAUGUGACACACCGACUUCAGUCGAAGAUUAGAUAGCGAGGAGGAAGAUGCUCCGAUCGUGUUACGCUGCGCGGAGGGCUACUCCACCUCAUCCUGUGCAGUUUGUUACUUUCGUUGUUGCCAUCGACUGAUGUAAAUUUUUAUCGCUCAUGGAAAUUCCGACUGACACGAAUUUUACACGCUAUAUAUGAUAUUAGAUUAUAUACUAUAUAUAAAGAAGAUAUACUCCGUGGAGCAUUUAUGUAGAGGUAGACACACAUAAAUAUAUAAAUAUAUAUAUACAUACAAAAAUACAUUAUAUAUAUGGUUCGAUAUUAAAGCAAUCGACACACGAGGGCUCUAACGCGUAAGGAUAAACACAGAAGUCUAUAUAUACACAAAUAUUGAAUAUAUUGAAGAGUAUAUAAGAGAGAGGAAGAGGCACUAUAAGAAAAAUUAUAUACACAGCUCUAUAAUAUACAAACAGAUAUUCGACGUUAUCUCAAUUACUAGUAUAUAGAGUGUAGAGGGAAAAAAAUUGUUGUUUCGUGUGUACAAGUACCGUCGGCGAGAUGUUCAAGUGUUGCGUGUGCCACGGCAAGACUUCGCGGCGAACGAGCGAGGAGGACGACGAGGAGGAGUCGAGCGAGGAGUCGAGCUCCUCGUCCUCGUCCUCGUCCUCAUCCUCAUCCUCCUCCGACGACAAGGAAGAGGACGAGGAGGAGAGGCAGAUCGAGGAGGAGCUCGCCCAGAAAUUCAAGUGCCAAAGCCCGGCGAAGGACGAGCAGCCGGUCCUGAAGGAGCAGCCGGUCAACGGGCAGAACGGACAGCUCCCGGAGGAGACGGUCCAGGUCGAGCUCAACGGCGACGUCCGCGGCCUCCGGGACGAGAUCAGCAAGAAGGCCAUCGACCGGGACGCCGUCAAGGAGGACGUCGUCGAGAUACUCAACAACGCCGUGAAGAUCGUCCAGGAGAUCCGCCGCGGCGAGCGAGAGAGGCUGGAGAAGAUCAAGGAGGAGGCGGAGACGGCCGAGCAGAGCAGGAACGCCUCGCCCGCCGUCGUCGACGAGGAGCUCGAGGAGAAGCCGCCGGCGCCAGCGGACGAGGCACCGAUAGAGGAGCCGGAGGAGAGGAAGCCGGAACUGCGAAAACUCGAGAGCGACGAGACCGAGGAAGACGCGGUCACGGUAAUAGAGGAGGCCGCCGAGCCGGAGAUCGAGUGCGAAAUCAAAAGGGACUCGGAGCCCUCGGAGCCGAAGAGCAAGACCGACCAAAUCGAGGAGAUGAUAAUCGAGGAGCUGAUCAACGAACUGAACGAGGAGGCCGAUAAUGUCCAGGAACUCAAGGAAAUCAUCGAGACUGUCAACAGCGGCAGUCAGCAGCUGUCUGUCCAUUCGAGCAACGAACAAAUCACGAGUAGCAGCAGCACGACCCCCCUGCCGCCGGCGCCCGCGGACGAAAGUAGCCCCAGCCCCAGCCCAGCGCCGCCGGACGAGCAGGAGGACGACCAGCCACCCCCGCCGCCCUUCUGCGAGCUCGAGAUAGUCGAGGAGCUCAAGAAGACCGAGGUCCGCAAGCUCGAGGAGCCCGCCGAGCCGGAGGUCGUCGAGGAGACGAUACCCUACACCGUCAACGGCGGCGACCUGCUCAACAUCCCGCCGCCCGUGACCCCGCCACCCGAGGAGGACUCCGACAAGAGCCACACCGAGAUGGACUUCCCGACCCCGCCGCCCAUCGACUUCGACAUCGCCGAGCAGCCCGAGGAGGAGGAGGAGGAGGAGGAGUCCCAGCAACAGCAGCAGCCAAACCAGGCGCCGCCGGUACCGCCCUGGGACGACGAGGAGAUGAGCAUCCCCCCGGCCCCGGUGCACCAGUUCGACAACCUGCUGCCGGUGUUCAACCGGCAGGACUCCAAGGGACCCUCCUCCCCGGGCAGCAAGAGUCUGCCCAGCCCGCCGAGUCCGCCGUCGUCUGGCAGCGACCCCGGCGCCGAGACCGAGGUGGAGUCCAAGAGCAGCAGCGACGAGCAGACCACCACCACGACCACCGCCAAAGUCGUGCCCUGCGGUUCGAAGACGGCCUACAUCGAGCGAACCAUCGACGACGGCCCGGACGAGGAGGGCGACGACUCGGUAUUCGAGUCGGCAUCGCUGGCCAAAGAUCCCGAGACGCCCAAGGACAUUCCGCCGCGGCCAGUUCCGCCGGUGCCGCGAUGGCUGUCGCAAGAGGACGACGAGCCGGAGAACAACGGGGUCUCGGAGGGCUUCGGCGGUAUGCAGGAGCCGCCGGCAACGCCUGUAGCUCGUGACGAGCUGGCCAUGCGCAGGCACAGGUUCUUCUCGGAUCUGCUGCAAGCGGCACGCAGCACGGCCGAGCAUCGCGUCAGCUUCGAUCCCCUGGGACCUUUGGUGCAUCCCGGCUGUGAACACGACGACCGCGAGGAGCACCUGGAGGAGCUGGUGAAUCGUCUGGAGAGCGUAACCAAGCGACUGGAGCAGGUAUCGACGCAUCCGCAUCAAGCAUCCCUACCACCACCCGUACAGACACAAGAGAUCGCAGUACAGACCAAGUCUCCGUCGCCCGAACGUUCGCUUUCGCUGACAGAGGAGCUACCGCCCGAGGAGGUAUCGCAGUCGUCUUCGAGCUCUCGUGAGUCUACGGUUUCAGUCCCCUCCGUUGUCGAGGUAGUCAGAAGCAUGUCGGUCGCCGGCUACGAGGACCUGAUGGCUGGUCCGGUCCAGGACUACAUCCAGCUUAGCCAGAAGAUCGGUGGCGAUGUUGCUACUCACUGCAAACUCGUCGACAAGGCCUUCCAGAUCCAGCUUCAAUUCUUGAAGACGGCGGCGUCGCGACCAGCGCCUUCCAACCAGACGGAGCAGGUUUCGCUGCUCGGGCCGACCUCUACGCAGAUCCAGGAGAUUCAGGAGUUCCGCGAGAAGCACAGGGGCUCGCCCUUCUUCAAUCAUCUGUCGGCUAUCAGCGAGAGUAUACCCGCUCUGGGAUGGGUCGCAGUAUCGCCAACCCCGGCACCCUACGUCAAGGAGAUGAAUGACGCCGGACAGUUCUAUACCAAUCGCGUGCUCAAAGACUGGAAGGAGAAGGACAAAACGCACGUCGAGUGGUGCAAGGCUUGGGUGAAAACAUUGACAGACCUCCAGCAGUUUGUCCGACAGCAUCAUACUACGGGAUUGGUGUGGGCAAAAACUGGAUCUGCACCGGCUGGCGGUGUACCACCUCCGCCACCACCGUGCAUGAUGCCAAUGGCCGACCCUGCGCCAGUUAUCAAUGACGACAGGAGUGCGCUCUUUGCCGAAAUCAACCAAGGCGAAAAUAUCACAAAAAAUUUAAAAAAAGUUACUUCAGAUAUGCAAACACAUAAGAAUACUAAUUUAAGAACGGGACCAGCUCCAUUCAAAGCUCCAGUAGUAAGUAAUAAUACAGGAUCACCAGUCAAGACAACGCUUCCAGCUAAUGCACCUAUUGAUAAGCCACCAGUUUUCAUGCGCGAUGGUAAAAAAUGGCUGAUUGAAUAUCACAAAGGAAACAAAAACAUCGUAGUUGAGAACACCGAGAUGAACAAUGUUAUCUACGUGUUCCGCUGCCAAGAUAGUUCUGUAGUAAUCAAAGGCAAAGUUAACUCUGUUGUUAUGGAUUCCUGUCGCAAAUCUGCAGUUGUCGUUGACUCGGUAGUAGCAAGCAUUGAAUUUGUGAAUUGUCAAAGUGUUCAGAUGCAGGUACUUGGAAAAGUUCCGACAAUUUCUAUUGACAAGACUGAUGGGUGUCAAAUGUUUCUCAAUAAGGAUACGCUGGAUGUUGAACUGAUUACAAGCAAGUCCAGUGAGAUGAACGUUAUGGUACCCAUAGGAAAUAAUGACUAUACGGAGUAUCCUGUUCCAGAGCAAUUCAAAACAAAAAUCACCGAAAAGGGACUCAGUACGGUCGCCGUAGAUUCGCUGGGAUAAAUUGAAGUAAUUUAUUUAGUUCAAACAAAUAAUCAAUUUAUAUUUUAUCAUUUGCUAAAGAUAAUUAUCGUCUGAUUAUUAAUUUAUUUUCUUUAAAUCUUGUGGGCAGGUAUAGCCCUAGGCUUGCGAAAGAUCACGUGAUUUCUAAACUUUCUAUACGUUCAUUAACUCUUAUUUGGAGCAGUGAAUUGCUUUUAUCUGUGUUUAAAUCGAUCCCUAAUCGUGUAUGUAAUGCGAAGUUUUUAUCGAAUGUUUUUAUCAAACGAUUGUGCAAAAUUUUUAAUUAACAUGAAUUUUGUUCUUAGAUAAAAGUGAAAAAUCGAAAAAACUUUUUAUCGAAAAAAAUAAAUACUCGUAUCAAAGACGUGAGAUUAUGAAUUUAGAACCAUGUGGCGAAAAUUUAGUAACUUUGAAUAUACCAUUGCAAUUUGGAUACAAGUUCCGAGUCUUUUCGCCUCCACUUUUAUACAUUUACAGUUUUGUAUUACUAUCCUCGACACUUUUGUCAGUGGGAAUUGAAAGUUUGUAUGCCUAGGAAUUUUACAAGUAUUGUAAACUAAAUCGAUUUUCGAAAGCAAUCGAAGAACUAUCUGAUGCUUCUAAAUUCCAAUGGUGCAGAAUGAUUUUGACUCUUUGACACAUGCUAAUCCUAGAUACCUAUAAUCUAGCGUUAAAAAAGUUGCCUAAGACUAUUUAAAAGUAAAAGAGUAAUAGUAAAAGUACACGAAAAGAUUGUACUUUAAUAAGUAGCAAUAUCGGAUUAACUUGCAAGUCUUGUAAGGACGACAAGGACGAUUCUAUGCUUUGAAGUUCAUAGCAUAAGUGAUUAUAGUCCAUCUGUUAACCCUUAUUACUUUUAUCAAAUCUUCAGUACCUUCAGAGUAACACGAAAAUCAUUGUGAAAUUUUAAAUAUCUUUUAACUACUUUCAGCAAUGUUUUGUCUAUGAUCUUGAUCUCUUAAUAAAAAUCAUUGAACCAAUA
Messenger RNA from Nasonia vitripennis (jewel wasp), 5516 nucleotides. RefSeq names its product adenylyl cyclase-associated protein 1 (gene capt). Gene Ontology annotation, molecular function: adenylate cyclase binding; actin binding. The transcript is spliced from 9 exons. Gene Ontology annotation, biological process: regulation of adenylate cyclase activity; cytoskeleton organization; cell morphogenesis. Bases 1145 to 4534 code for a protein of 1129 amino acids. NCBI's taxonomy places the organism in Eukaryota, Metazoa, Arthropoda, Insecta, Hymenoptera, Pteromalidae. The record is from RefSeq and is a predicted model, not a curated record. Gene Ontology annotation, cellular component: cytoplasm.